AUGAGUGAUUACAUCACCACCAUUGGAGUUGCACAACAGGAUUGCAACCUCCCUGUGGAUAAUGAUGUCCACAACAGGAGAAAAAUAUUGGGCCUCCAGGAAUGCUUCAACCGGUCCCGGGAAUAUCAGCUCAAUGACUCCGCUCAGUACUACCUAGAUAGUUUAGAUCGAAUUGGAAAUGCGGACUAUCAGCCGACGGAGCAAGACAUUCUUCGAACCAGGGUGAAAACCACAGGCAUCGUAGAAACCCAUUUCACAUUCAAAAACCUCCACUUCAGGCUCUUUGAUGUUGGUGGUCAGAGGUCAGAACGCAAGAAAUGGAUCCAUUGUUUCGAGGACGUCACAGCGAUCAUCUUCUGUGUCGCGCUGAGUGGGUAUGACCAGGUGCUCCACGAAGACGAGACCACGAAUCGCAUGCAUGAAUCACUGAAGCUCUUUGAUAGCAUCUGUAACAACAAGUGGUUCACGGAGACCUCCAUCAUCCUGUUCCUCAACAAGAAGGACAUCUUUGAGGAGAAGAUCAAGAAAUCCCCAUUGACCAUCUGCUUCCCAGAAUACACAGGACCCGGUUCUUUCACUGAAGCUGUGACUUACAUCCAGUCGCAAUACGAGAGCAAGAAUAAGUCGUCCAACAAAGAGAUCUACACACACAUUACCUGUGCCACUGACACCAACAACAUCCAGUUUGUCUUCGAUGCUGUAACUGAUGUCAUCAUAGCCAACAAUUUGCGUGGAUGUGGACUCUAUUAAACUUUCUUUCUUUCUUUCUUUCUUUCUUUCUUUCUUUCUUUCUUUCUUUCUUUCUUUCUUUCUUUCUUUCUUUCUUUCUUUCUUUCUUUCUUUCUUUCUUGGAAGCAAACCCGUGGUCAAUAUUCACUUGUCCGCUCUACCACCUCCCAGGUUUAGGCCAAUCCCACCCAACAUGUUUCAGGGGGAUCACACAACUUCCAUGUCCAUGUGAGUCGGCAUUCACUGGACUCUUUUUUUUCAAAGUAACUAUUGGGACAUGUCGCCUUGUCAUUUGACUGAAACAGAAGGGAAGAAAUGUCCUUUCCCAGACUUCACUAAUUUUCCUCAGAAAAUCCUACUCCCUUUUCUAUGCUCUUCCCCCCCCCCCAAAUUGAAAGCUGUGAGGUGAAUUUCUCUACCAUACCCAUGUUGGAAUGGUAGCCAGUAUUGAAACUAACACUGGAGAGGGUAAAUAGAGUCUAAAUCACUGGUUCCCAACUUUGGGUCCCCAGAUGUUCUUGGACUACAACUCCCAGAAAUCCUGA
Messenger RNA from Pogona vitticeps (central bearded dragon), 1274 nucleotides. The record is from RefSeq and is a predicted model, not a curated record. Lineage: Eukaryota; Metazoa; Chordata; Lepidosauria; Squamata; Agamidae.